GACCACUGUUAUUGGUCCCAGGCGGCCGGUUGAGGUGGUCCGAGGGGUCGCAGGGUGAAGAAGAAGGGUCCUGAGCUCCAACUGCUUGUGCACGAAGAGAUUGAACUUUGAAGUGAGGCCCAGAAGAGAUUUAAGCAGCUGUUAGCUUCAAGACACUUGAAGAAACCAGAUGUAUGACAACUUCAUAUCCUGAGUCUGAAACUGGAACUGCUUCAACUUCAUCUAUGGAUUCCCUAACCUUUUGGCUAUUUUUACUGCUAUCAGUGCAUGCCACAACUGUGAAGGGACAUAACAGACUGAAAACGAGAAGUAUUUUGGACCUGACCAGUAUGAUUAAGUGCAGCACAGGCCGCUCCAUAUCGUACAUCGUGUAUGGUUGUUACUGUGGACUUGGAGGGAAAGGCUGGCCACGGGAUAGUACAGACUGGUGCUGCUUUGCUCAUGACUGUUGUUAUGAGAGAGUAGAACAGGCUGGUUGUCAGCCCAAGUUUGAUCAUUAUGACUGGCAUUGCCAAAAUGGGACACCUGGAUGUGGAAGACUGUAUAACAAUUGUGAGAAGAUAACUUGUGACUGUGAUGUACGAUUGUCAAAAUGUUUGAAGAAGGCGGCAUAUCAGAACCGAUUUGCACUGUGGCCCAAUUUCUUUUGCGGGAAAAGAAGACCAAGUUGUGAGAAAUAUCGGGGCAUAUUCUGAAAUGUUAAUCUUAUAUGAGCACAAAACUAGCUUUCAUUUGGUUUUGUAUUCAAGGAAUCAGCAAUAUAAUGCUAAAAAUGAUUUAACAAGGGCUUUAAACAAGAGCAAUUCAAAAUUGUAGUCAAGCUGCCACCAACAAUCCAAAAUUUAAAUUUAAUCAAUGGCAAAUCACAAGCUGCAUUGCCAUGAUAUGCUUCUUUUAUGUAAGUUUAACAGAAGGAGUACAGGGUUGCAGAUUCUGGCCCAUCCCUGUGAAAUUGAUUAUGAAGUCAGAGUGUACUUGAACUUCUAAAUUCCAGCAUUUAACACAUCCAAAGAAAGGGAGGGCAUCUUUGCAGAAAUGAAGUAUCCUUAACAUAGCAAAAUAUCCCAAACCAUGAUUAUAAUUCUACAUUUCAAGAUAUUGAAACUGACAAUGAAAAUCUUGGGUUUAAAAGGGAAAAGAGAGAGAUGGAUUUAGGAAGAGCAUUGGCCCAGGCAGCUGAAGCUGGGAUCACUGGAUGAGCAAUGAUUAUCAUCAGGGAUUGAAGCAUCAUGAAGAUCUCAGAGGGUUAAGAACUGUAGAUCAUCAGAAAUGGUCAGCAUCUCUUCUGGGUUUAAUGAUAGUUAGACAGGUUACCUGGGCUUUGGGAAACAUAACAGCAGAAGGGAGAUAAGGUCUUUGGGUAAAGGAAAUGAACUUUGUUUUCAAGCAUUGCUUGUUGCUUGUGGCAAAAAACAAGCAGCAGUGUUUCCUCCUAGCAUUUCCAAGAUAGCUAGUUUUCCAUCCUGGGAUCAGACUCGAACUAUUGGCAACCUAUCUCUCCUUCUGGAUUUGAAUCUCCCCUAAGAUAUACUCCCUCAUCAUGUGAUCAGUCCCACUGCCCAGUGAUCAGGCCUUCCUCUAUGCAGAGUGUCUCCUGCAGUUAGAACAUAUCCUGUUGAUUACUCGACACUAUCCAAUCCCCCGCAUCAUUAGAAAAACUCCAGGAGACCUUGAUCCCUUGUCGUAUAGCUCAACAACACCCUAAUAAUCUGCCCACCAUUUUUCUCAACCACAUGGCAUUCAUCCAUCCUCUCAUUUCUCUACUCCAGCAGCAGGCCAUCUGCAUCCUACUAGCAUGUGACCAUUACUGCAAUGUUCCCCAUUUAUACCACAGAGACUGAUCUAUCUACCUCCAAGUGAGAAAUCAAUUUGAAAAAAAAAAUACAAGCCCUAUGAGUUUAUUAGCAGAUUCCAGCUUAGCCCAUUGUCCACACCCUCUCUGCUUGUUUGGAAACUCAAAAAUCAUGCUCCUGGAAGGAUUGGGAUCUAUAGAUUCUGCCAGCACAUCAUAAAUAAAUGUGUUUUAAUAUUUCUUGAUGCUAAAUAGUUCAAGUCAGUAGCCUGAAGGAGUAAUGCAGGAACAAUAGAAAAAAAAACAAGAGCUGAAGAUUAAGUUAAUAAAUGGUAUGAACCAUAGAAGGCAACUAAUGCCUGGACUCGAAAUAUGGGAGAAACAAGAGUGAUUGAUGACUUGAGUGUGAUGGUGGGAACGGCCUGCCAGGUAAUGUAAGCUGGAGUAAUGGGCUAUGUGAUUUGCACAAGACCAUUAUGCCCUUUUAUGCUGAAUGACUUGUAUAUCAUAAUCAAAGAUACAAUUAGAACAAAAACUUAUUAGGAAAACAAAUCUUAAAUGUCAAUCUAUUUUGUUCAGAUUGUAAAAGGAUCACAGAACUGGAAUGCUGCCUGUCUGUUCUUUCUCUUAAAUACUACUUAGUUGUGAUUAUUUUCUCUGUUCCAAUGCACUUUCAGAUGUCAACCUAUAAUGUGACUCAACAGCCAUAUUUUGUUCUGCAAAAUAAAUUUACCCAUGAUUUACUAUUGAACAUGUA
Messenger RNA from Mobula hypostoma (lesser devil ray), 2549 nucleotides. RefSeq names its product phospholipase A2 group X (gene pla2g10). Gene Ontology annotation, molecular function: phospholipid binding; calcium ion binding. Bases 174 to 695 code for a protein of 173 amino acids. NCBI's taxonomy places the organism in Eukaryota, Metazoa, Chordata, Chondrichthyes, Myliobatiformes, Myliobatidae. The transcript is spliced from 5 exons. The record is from RefSeq and is a predicted model, not a curated record. Gene Ontology annotation, biological process: arachidonate secretion; lipid catabolic process; phospholipid metabolic process.